Molecule: messenger RNA, 717 nt
Organism: Carlito syrichta (Philippine tarsier)
Lineage: Eukaryota; Metazoa; Chordata; Mammalia; Primates; Tarsiidae
Exons: 6
Coding region: 1-528 (175 amino acids)
Biological process (GO): copper ion transport
Cellular component (GO): cytosol
Molecular function (GO): metal ion binding; copper chaperone activity
Source: RefSeq, a predicted model, not a curated record
AUGCUCGAGGUGGACUCCUCUCCAGGGCCAGUAUGUUACCAGUUCCAGAAGCCUCUUCUCUUCCAGAACCGCCCCCACCCCACUCCAGUGGGAGCCGCGGACCCUUUCCCUGCUCCCAGGACCCAGCCGCUUUCGCAGCGACAGUCACUGCCUGCUCCCCUCGCGGCCUGCGAGGCUGUGUCCUUCCCACCGCAGCGUCGUGGACGGCUGGGCCCAAUACACCCCGGCGGAGCGACACGACCUGACUCGGAGGAGGCGUCCUUAAGAAGGCCACCCGAGCCGGGCUCGGGGGCUCAGCCGGCAGUCCCGCGCCUUUGGGAGGCUGAGAAGCACGAGUUCUCCGUGGACAUGACCUGCGAAGGCUGCGCUAAGGCGGUAUCUCGGGUCCUCGACAAACUGGGAGGAGUUAAGUUUGACAUCGACCUGCCCAACAAGAAGGUCUGCAUUGAAUCUGAGCACAGCAUGGACACCCUGCUGGAGACCCUGAAGAAAACAGGAAAGACCGUUUCCUACCUCGGCCUCGAGUAGCAAGUGCCUGGGCACCCCCGGCCAGCAGGAUGAACCCAGGCAGGCAGGUGGCCGAUCCUCUCCUGGCUUUCAGACCGACCUGGGACUUGGCAGUCCUGCGUGUGGCGAUGGCGUUCCUGCGAGACCCUCAUUUACCCUUCUUCCUAGCCUCUCCGCAAUAAAGUCCAGCUGCUCUUGGAGCCGUUGUCU